This is a messenger RNA of Menidia menidia (Atlantic silverside), 1050 nucleotides long. NCBI's taxonomy places the organism in Eukaryota, Metazoa, Chordata, Actinopteri, Atheriniformes, Atherinopsidae. The record is from the annotation of a GenBank genome assembly.
CUGGCUGAAGGUCUUGCUUCAAAUCCCGCUCACCUGACAGAGCUGGAUCUCAGCAAAAAUGGAUUCAGCGACAAAGGAGCGGAGCUGCUUGCAAAGGUUCUCAACAAAUGUGACUUGGAAACACUGAGGCUGAGUGAGUGUGACAUUACAGAAAAUGGAUGCAAAGCUCUGGUGUCAGCUCUCAGAUUAAAGCCGUCUCGCCUAAAAAACCUGGAUCUGAGCAAGAACAGCUUCAGAAGCUCGGCGGUGACUGAGCUCUCUGACUUCCUGAAGCACCGCGACUGCCAUCUGCAGCGAUUGUGGCUUUUUAGAACAAACUUGGAGAUGGAAGACACAGCAGCUGUAGCCUCGGCCCUGGCUGAGAACCCUUCCUACAUCAAGGAACUGGACCUGGGUGGGAAUCGACUUCGUGAUGCAGGGGUGACAAAACUUUCCCUCCUGCUGAAGGAUCCCAAAUGCACAAUAGAUGUGCUGAGACUUGUCGGCUGCCGUUUUGCGGAGGAGGGCUGUGUUGCGCUGGUGUCCAGUCUGAAGUCGAACCCCGCCCACCUCAGAGUCCUGGACCUGGGAAGAAAUGACAUCAAAGACCGUGGUGCCGAGAACCUUUCCGGGUUCUUGGAAGAGCCACGGUGUCAACUGGAGACCCUGAGAAACACAUUCACAGACGGUAAUUCCUGUUUAAUAACUGCAUUUGACUUUUUUCCUCGUAGCCUUCGCUGCUGCUCAUUAACAGCGGCCGGCUUUCGGUCUUUGAUCGGCCCUCUCAGCCAAUCAUCGACUCUCAAAGAGCUCGACUUGACAUUCAACAAACUCCUGGACCAGGAUGUGAAGCUGCUCUGUGACUGGCUGAAAACCCCCCAAUGUAGCCUGGAAAUACUGAGGUUGUCAGAUUGCUCGGAGGUUGGCUGUGAAGCGCUGGCCUUAGCUCUGAUGUCAAAACAUUCCCACCUGAGGGAGUUGGAGCUCAGCAGGAGUCGACCAGGGGAGGCAGGCCUGAGGCUGCUGGAGGAUUUACGGAAAACAUUACAGAAGCUGACCGUGACUGAAUGA